Messenger RNA from Odontomachus brunneus, 13948 nucleotides. It is a transcript of the gene sns, whose product is annotated as nephrin. The record is from RefSeq and is a predicted model, not a curated record. Gene Ontology annotation, cellular component: cell-cell junction. Gene Ontology annotation, biological process: cell-cell adhesion. The transcript has 18 exons. Gene Ontology annotation, molecular function: cell adhesion molecule binding. The coding region runs from base 1772 to 5839 and encodes 1355 amino acids. NCBI's taxonomy places the organism in Eukaryota, Metazoa, Arthropoda, Insecta, Hymenoptera, Formicidae.
GAGGCCUCCUUCUCUCUCGCGCAGUCUCUACAGUGUUCACACUCUCGCGUAGGCGAACGGCGGCGCACGCACCUGACGUCUCGUCGUCCUUUCGCGUCCUAAGAGAGAGAGAUUUCGUCGUCGAGUAUUACGCGUCGGAGUAGUAAGCAGGCUCGCGCGCGAGCCACGGAUACAGGCUUUUUUCGCGGAUUUAUCUCUCGUGAGUUCUCUCUCGUAACGCGACAAUCGUACGCGCCACCUGCUCUGGACCCGUGCCACCCUCACGCUGCCCACCCCCGAGAACAUCGCUGUCGCCGCCGCCUCCCGUCGCCCUCGACGCUCUUCGCUCCUCGACGGAUGUCCGAGGGUUCGGGCGACGGAUACGCCGCGGUGAGAGGAGACACGUCCUCCGGGAGGCUGACGAGAGAAGCAUCGAUCGUGCUCGUCGACGUCGUCGCCGUUGAUCGUUCACGCUGCCAGCUUCGAGAAGACAACGACUUCGAAUUUUGGCGCGAGUGUACCGGCAAGCGUGACGUCGCGUGAACGCCGCUGUCGAUCGCGCUCGAUAGAUCGAAGCGUCCACGUGACUAUCUGAACGUCGUCGUUUCACCCGGCGCGAAAUCCGAUUUCGGAUUCCACGUAUUCGUCGCGAACGCUGCGUAUCUCGCGCUUCGAUCGUCACCGCGACGUGCGCCAGGGCGCUCGGAAGAACGCGAUCGGGAUUCCCGUAUCGGAAUACUGCUGCUGCUCGCCGCUUGUCUGUGAUCGAGUUCUCCGCACGUGACGGAUGACGAGUGUGAGAAGUCGUCGUUGACAACGACGACGACGACAACGACGACAACAACGACGACGACGACGACGACGUCGACGUCGACAGGAACUUCGCGGUAGGAGUCGCCGUGGAGUUUACAAGUGUGAGACGUGCCGCACCUCGCGGGUGACGAGGUCCGCGAUCGGACCAAAGUUGAAUCGCCAACGGUGUUCGCGAGCAACAAUCCAAGUUCUGCCGGGUAAGAAGAACCGAAGUUGAAACGGGAUCGACGUCGUCAAAGUCGUCUGCGAAGUUUCCUCCGAUCGAAGGCAAAAAGCGGAGUUGAGGGACUCGCCGCGCUCCGAGAGUCGACGACGACGACUGCGAUAAGUGAAACUCGACGUGAACUCGAGAGGCGAAUGCGAGCGAGCGGUGUUUGUGCGCGACGGGUCGAUUCGUGGUCAAUCAGCCGACGCGAUUAAGACGGAAACACAUCCCCCGUCGUAUGGGCGUCCUCGUUUACUUCCCCGACGGCAGAACGGAGUUUCGCGGGUGUUCGCGUUCGCGUGAGGACCGCGACAAGUCGACGAUGAGGCUUUAACAGCCGGCAGCCUCGACGGGACUCGAAGUAUGUUACUGUCGACUGUCACGAGACCGUCGAUGACCGAAAGUCAGAAAGUGCUCCGAAAAGAGGAACUUCGUCCAGUCGAGACGGUCCGUUGAUCGCUAUCGCCGAACGCCGAGGUCGUGUUUGAUUUUUUGCCGAAAACGCCUUGCGCUGCGUCGUGUGUUUAUUGUUGUUAUUGUUGUCGCGAGGCAAAGAAGGUGUAGUCGCAAACCUGCAGUCCAGUGCACCGCGUCCAGUGUGCUGUUGUCGUUACGUACGCUAUGUGAAAAGUGACAGACGUCAUUGUGAGAUAAAGACUUCUCUCUCGUUUCCUCGUCGACAGUGCGGGAGCAUCGCUUACGUUUUAAUCCGUCUGAGAUUCUGUCGCGUCGCGCGUGUGUGUUUUUGUGAGUCGAGGACCCCCAGUCGUCACCAUGAGAGCCCACGGAGUGAUACCGGCGCUUGGGAUGAAGUUCUUCGUACUCGUAGCUGCCUGCCUCAUGUCGGCCGUAAAAGGCGACGGCGGACAAUAUUUCCGGGUUAGGCCGAACAACAGCUCCGUCCUGGAGGGCGGCGAGGUGGUAAUUCCUUGCGAGGUGGGGAACAGAGUCGGCGCCGUCCAAUGGGUCAAAGAUGGAUUUGCCUACGUCAUACAGACGAACGGCGAAAUCGUAGGCCAUCCAAGGCUGAAGCUGAUCGGCGAUCCGAACUCCGGAGUUUACAAUCUGAGGAUCACCGACGCGUCCUUGACCGACGACGGCGAGUACGAGUGCCAGGUCGCACGUUACCUGCGAAUCAAGCCGAUCCGUGCCAGCGCUCACCUGAUCGUCACCUCGCCGCCGCGGAAGGUGGAGAUCAGCAGUCACCCGAAUAAGAAGAAGAUCGAGGUUAAGGUAGGCGAGUCGCGGCGUCUCGAAUGCAUCGUCCGGUCCGCCAAGCCAGCCGCCUCGAUCAUUUGGUAUCGCGGAAAUGUGCAGAUCAAGGGCGGCGACACCACCAUCACUGCAAUCUCCAUCCAGGGUGACAAGGAUAUGGGGAAACCCGGAGAGACGUCCAACGAGCUGCUCAAGUACGACACUCACGGCUCCAUUACUAUCGUGCCCACGGCGGACGAUAAUGAGAUGGAUUACACCUGCGAGGCCAACCACCCGGCGAUACCCAUAGACAGGCCCAUGCGGGCCACCAUUAAACUCUCCGUUUUCUAUCCACCUGGUCCACCGUAUAUAGAAGGCUACACCGAGGGCGAGACCGUGCAGCGCGGCCAGAACGUGGAGCUCGCCUGUCGAUCACGCGGUGGAAAUCCGCCGGCGCAAAUUAUCUGGUUCAGGAACAACGAGCAGAUCUCGCACAGCUAUCGUACGGAGGGAGGCGCGUCCGAGAACGUGCUCUCGUUCGUGGCGAAAGCGCAGGACGAGAAGGCGCGCUACAGAUGCGAGGUCUCCAACAUCAUGAGCGUGCAGCCCAUGAAAGUGCACGUCGAUCUCACCGUACUUUUCGCGCCCGCCGGAGUGACCAUCACCGGGCCGACGGAGGCCAAGGCGGACGACCAGGUGCUCAUCACUUGCACGACGGAGAACUCGAAUCCGCCGGCGGACAUCAAGUGGACGGUGGACGGGCAUAAUUUCGAGAGCAACGCCUCGAAGACGGAGUCGGCGCCGAACGGCGGCUGGAUCACCAGCUCGAACGUGACGUUCAGCAUUAAUCGCAAGAGCCGCAGCAUCGUCGUCAUCUGCCACGCUUCCAACGUGAAGCUCACGGAGAACGUGGUCGGCACGCACACCAUCAACGUGAUAUAUCCACCUUCGAAAUUAAUCGUCACCGGAUACGAGGAAGGCACGACGAUAUCCGCCGGGACGGUGCUGAGGCUCAUGUGCACCGCCACGGCGGGUAAUCCACUGGCCACGUUAACAUGGUACAAGAACGAUCGCAAGGUUCAGGGUACAGUGAGGACGCGGAAUCACGCCGUCUCCAGUGAGCUGCCGAUACUCGUCAACGCCUCCGACAACAACGCCCAUGUGCGAUGCGAAGCGACGAAUUCAGCCACCGAGAUACCUCUGAUAAAAAUUCUCGUAUUAAAAGUGAACUUCCCGCCCGAAAGGGUGAAGAUUAACCGCGAGCCUCAGGACUUCCACGCCGGCCAGGAGGGACGUAUAAUCUGCGAGUCGAGCAGCAGCAAUCCCGCCGCCGAGAUGUCGUGGUGGAAGAACGGGAUACCGGUGCCCGGCACCAGGAACGGCACCAAGUCCGGAUUACACGGCGGCUUCGUCUCGUUCGUCGAACUCGCGUUGGACUUAACCGAGGAAAUGAACGGCGAGGUGUACACCUGCGAGGCCAAGAAUACAGAAUUGGGGAGAUCCAUCCACGACGCUACCACUCUAGACGUGUUAUACAAGCCGAUAUUCUCGCCGUUAGAUCCUUACGACCUGACCGGGCUGGAGGGCGAGCCCUUUGUGAUUUCUGUGUCGGCAAGGGGGAAUCCUAACACGACUGAGUACACGUGGACGAGGGACGGUUUGCCGCUUGGCAGUAGCGGCAAGAGAAUAACCGCGCACGGCUCCACGCUGAAUAUCACGAGAUUGGAUCGUCACGAUGCCGGCACGUACAUAUGCGAGGCGCUCAACAAGGAAGGCACCACUUUUUACCAGCUGAAUUUGACGGUGCAGUAUCCUGCCAAGAUCAAGCGGACCUCUUCGUCGGGGAUAGUUUAUACGCCCGGUAUCGAGGCGAAGUUGUUCUGCGAGGUCGACGGCAGUCCGAUUGGCGACGAGUACGUCACCUGGCAGAAGGUGGGAUCGAAUCCGGAACUACCUGGUCGCUACUCGACGUCCUUCGUCAACCGCACGUCGUACCUUCACAUAGAGGAUCCCAGCCAAGAGGACGUCGGCGAGUAUCGGUGCAAAGUCAACAACGGGAUCGGCAACGUCACGUCGGAUCCCAUUCUCUUCAUCACGAACUUUAAACCGGAAAUGACGAACACCCCGCUGACGCGAAAGGCGGCUGCGAACAAAGGAAUAAACGUCCAAUUGUUCUGUAAAGCGCGAGGAUCUCCAUUGCCACGUUUCACUUGGAUCUUCAAUGGGAAAACUUUAUUGCCGAACGCAACCGAGAAUAAAUACAGUAUCACUCACAGCGAUCUGUCCGAGCUCUACUCAGAGACGACGCUGGCCAUCUACCAUGUGAGGUCACAGGACUACGGAAAGUAUCAGUGUCGCGCGCAGAACAAAAUGGGAUACUCCACGGACGACAUACACCUCGACGUGACGUCGCCGCCAGAUAAGCCGAGCGACCUGGAGGUCUACAACGUCACCCACGACACGGUCACGGUGAUUUGGAAGCGCGGUUUCAACGGCGGCCUGCCGACAUCCCAUCAAGUACGCUGGAGACAGGCGCUGGAUUACGAGGAUCGCUAUCACUACCUCGACGUCUCGCCCGGCGACUAUAAGGCCACGAUAUCCGGCCUGUCUCUCGGGACUUAUUACGUGUUUAGCGUGAAAGCUAUCAACGAGAAAGGGGAUAGCGGCUUUUUGCCGGACCUCCUUAAAGUCCAGACACUUCGACCGAAUAAAGAGGAAAACCUGCAGGACGUCCUGUUGGAAAAGGGCGACUUUCCGAUGAAUUAUGUCUAUACGUUCGCAGCGACUUCCGUCAUCUUUUUUAUCGUUAAUGUCUUCAUCAUGUUGUGGUACAUAGUACGAAAGCGAAAUAAAGCUCGCAUUAAUAAGUCGCAGACUGCGGAUAUGUACGCACCGUCCACCGUCAACGGCGACACCAUGACCGGUGAAUUAAGUUCGAUGUCGGACGAGAAGAGCGACGUUAACUUCGACGCUAACGAUUACGUGGACGAGGGACGCAAAACCGCAGCUAGCACGUAUUUAAUAGAUCAAACUAUGCAGGAUUUCGGGAAAGGUGGUUUAGAGAUGCAGGUGCAUCAAGGCACCCUCAGCCGUCGCAGCAAUCACAUGCAGACGUCGAUGAACAUGGACUCGCCGCCGCAACGAACUACCGCCAGCGGGACUCUUUCGGUGUCGAAGUCGAGUUACAUCGGCAACCCGAGCCCGGCGCCGCCUAACGACGUGAGCUUCUACAGCGUAGAGAUGGACAAUGGCCGCUACAUGGGCUACGAUGGCAACCCGAGCCCGGCGCCACCCUCCAUCGGGGACCCGACCGGCGGGCCUUACUACCCGUCGUCCAUGGGCUCGACCGGUCACAUAAUGGGACACGUCGCGGGUAGCACCGGCACGCUGACGCGCACCAGGACGCUACCACGUCCAGUGCCGCCGCCGGACGUCACCGUGAUGACCGCCGGCACCAAGUCACCGAUACCGCCGUCGGUGCCGCCGCCGCCGGCCACGUUUGCCCGUGCCGGCGGCGUGAACCCUCAUCCACAUUCGCACCCGCACUCGCAGCACUCGCAGCCGCCGCCGCCACCUUGCCAGAGCCACCCGCUCUCGACGUUCGCUGCGACGCCGACAUACUCCGACAUCGACGGUCAUCUUGUCUGAGGCUCGCCGAUCUUCGGGCCCAGCUCGGUGCGCGGCAAGUACCGCGCCGUCGCUCAGGACGACGAAGACCGGCCGGUCGCGGUCACGGAGAGGAGCACGCGUCUGUAAACGACGAGGAUGAUGACGUCGGACGGCGAAUCGUUGGGAUUUGGUUCCCGGGACUCGUAUCGUCCUUAUCAUACCCCGAUCCUCAUCUCCGUGGGCGGCGAGAAGAACAGCGCGGUCUUGCGAGCGACGGCAUGCAUUGCAGCUGGCAGUCCGGCACUCAUCAUGCGCCUGAACAAUCUCGAAGACUCUGUUUUGUGCGCGAGAAAGAAAGUAUGAGGAAGUGUGUAAAUAGAGAAAGGGAGUAAACGAGAGCGAGCGAGAGAGAGAGAGAGAGAGAGAGAGAGAGAAAAUGUGUAUGUAUGUGCGAGAAGCGAAGAGAGAACGUUAACGAGGGUGAUGCACCAGGUUCGCUGUAAACACGCCUUUCCCUUCCGCGGCUAUUUCCUAGAGCGAGGAGACGACGGCGUUCCUGCGACGAUCUCCUACGCGAUUGAAUUCUAAGUAGGAAUAUGUUAAUCGACCGCUCGACGAGGAGCGAGCGACGGUAAGCUCGGAAAGAGAGGAGAAGCUCUUCCGAAGAAGAGGAGCAGUUUCUCCUCUCGAACAGAUCCGAGAAUGGUUUUACCGUUCUUCCGCUAUCUUACCUUCCCAUCUUUCCCCAAUUUCAUCAGCUCUAUAGCUCUUCGUAGUCUUUGUCCGCUCGCCUUAGCGUUACUAUGUGCCCCGAAGAGAAAGAGAGAGAGAGGGAAAAGGAAAGAAAGAAAGAAAGAGUGAGGAAGCGAUACAACCGGCGACACGUCGAACGAUCGAAGCUGCAAAUAUCGACGCUGUCGAUCGUCGAGCGAAGUAGGUCAUAUAUUUUCUGUAAAUACGCGCAAUCAGACAUUAGUUAGGCACACCGAAUACCCGCGGCAAUAAUUUCGUUCUUCGAUUGCUUCACGCUGGAGACACGUGCACACACCGAUUGUGUAUGCUGUCGCAUCGCGACAAUUGUGUUUAGAUAUCACUAUGCACGGUUAUCAACGACGAUCGGCAAAUCCAUGAGACAUCUCAGAAAUAUCUUUUGACCGAGCGACCAUUUGUUCGCUCCAAUCACUGACCACGCCGAAACGGUGGUGGUUCCGAAUUGUAACCGCGUGCUGCACAAGAUCACGCGACAACGUGGCGUUGCAUUAUCGAUAGAGAUAUUAUAAGGAUACAUCCGUUUUUGAACGUUAACUAAUGUCACGAUUCGAAAUUGGAAGAAACGAGAAUGUCAUACACUUUUUGAGAAAUUGGUCUUGUAGAACUAAACGGAACUUGUAUUGAAGCUCUUAGAUAUUUGCUCAAUAGGAGUGAAUAUCGGCUAUAAUAUUGGUCUUAUGUUGUAACAAAAGAAGAAAUCCAAUUAUUUAUUAGUGGAUUAUACUCUCUAAAUUUCUUGAAGUAAAAUUUUAUUGGAAAACCAAAGUGUGUGACAUCGCUAAGUAGUCACAUUUUUCACUCGAAUGUAGGGUGAAUUUUUCAUUUGGAGUCGAUGAGUGAAUAUUUUAACUUAAAAUUGGAAAGUAAAUUUGAUGUAUCUCAUCGUCACAAGAAGAAAUUCACUCCAAUCAAUUGAAACAUUCAGUCAGAAUCUACUCUAAGUUUGAAUGAGACAUUCACCCUUGCUAUUUCAAGUGGUAGUAUUUUCAUUGUCGCUUCGAGUGAAUUUUCACUCAUUUUGAGUAAAAUUUUACUUCAAAAAAUUUAGAGAGAGAGAGAGUAACAGGAAAUAUACUGCAAAAUUAUGUCAUCAUCAAAUCACCCGUUUUCGAUAUGCGUCCGCGUUAUAUAUCACGAGUCUAUUCAUCUGUCUUCCAAGUCGCAGACUGACAUUGGUUAUCCUAGUUCCGAGGCAUAUUGAUAUCGCUGAUAUGACGUUUCCAUACUGAGCACUGAUUACCGCACGAUCUCACACUGAUAUUGAGUUCCGAGAUACAACCGAUAGCAGUUAAUGAUCGCGCGCGAUAGCCCCUUUAAUAUAGAGCUCGCAGCUUCGCAGGAGUGGGCAUAUCCGUCAUGACCGUCCAUUGUUUACUUUCGCGUCGAUGUCGGCUUAUCCCGACGAUUCGAGGCUGAGGAAGGCGAGACAAUCGUUAUUACAAGGAGAAGAGGAACGCACGGAGUCGUAGCGAGCGCGAUAGCGCGCGGUGAGGUUGAAUCUUCUUUCCCCAUCCCCCGUUCAAACCGUGUCGUUUACGAUGCUAUUUGAGUUAACGGCGUCUCCUUGAACGCGGCACCGCUGCUAGAUGGUCGAGUUUAGCGCUAAAUGUGCACGAUCCGCUCUCAAACCUCAACAUUUUCCUCUCAGUGACGCUUAGUGCUGGAUAGUCACACUUAGUGCUAAAUGACGAGAAUACCCAACGAGUCCGUCUCUUUCGUAUUUCACAGGGGUGUUCGAGAUUUCACGAUCUUUAGGAGGAUAGGUGGGAGAGCCUGAAGCCAAUCGUCACGAGGGAAGAUUGUAAUCCCCGCAAUAAUUGCCUCGGUUACUACGUAUUUCCCGAGAAGGGAAGGAACGAAAUUGUAUUCCUCGUGAUAAAUGCGACGGUUGAUAUGUUACACUGCCUUGAAACUUUGAGAUAACUUAGUGAACUGGAGGAUUUCUUUUCCGCAAACGUAAAACUUCUUUACUAACUUUUCUUUAUAUCUUGUAAGAUGUAAAUCUCGAUUUCAAUACUUCUUGACUGCCACCUUCGGGUCGAGCUCAGGCUGUCCUAUAUGUGAAAGAGAGAAAGAUUACACGUGGACUCGAGCCACGUGCGGUACCCUCGAGUAAAAAAAAAUAGUUCCCGGGACACGAACGCGUAUAUGUCGAGUACACUAUUGCAACGUAGACGCAUUUGCAUAUCAUAACUAGCGCGUUCACGCUUUAAUUGCUCCCGCAUUAAUCACUUGUGUUGCUUAUGUUGCGUGCAUUGCGAUCGUUGUUCCUCAAGUAACUUGAGUAACUUGCGUAACUCUUGCGAAAAAUAAGCGAACCCGACGUACAUAGAGAACGGAGUCUUCACUGCCGAACCCGAAGUCAAUACCGUAGGUAGUUCAUUGACCGUAUUACUGUCUAUAUAAGUAUACUUUUACCCCUUUUACAUGCGCAAUAUGUGUACACGUAUACGCGACAUACACACACACACACAACAAACACACGCAUUGAUUAUUGAACGACCAUCCGUCGUGUUAUGCUCCUACGACGUUAAUCGGUGUGAGACACGUGAGCGAAACACACACACACACGCUCGGUCGCACGUUAAAACGUACGUUAAACAUACGUUUGUGUUUUAUUGGUAACUUCGGUUUCUCGGAGAUGCUUCGAACUUUUGCGUUCGCUACGUGAACACGAGCGGAUCGACAGCUCGUGUACAUUGAGCAUGUCUCCUAUAAUCGUGCGAAUUUAUAAAGUCGCGAAUCGAUCGCGCGCUACUAUCCAAAUUUCUUCGAGAGAAAUUUUACUCGAGAAGCGGAGUGACAGCCGAGUGGCCACUCGAAUUUGAAUUGUUUUUCACUGUAGAGUGAAUCCUCCACUCAGGAUCGUCGAGUGAAUAUCUUCACUCGAAAUUGAAGAGCGAAUCUGACGUGCCUCACCGUCGGACGAACAAUUUUACUUCAAUCAAUUGUAACAUUUGCUCGUACAGAGCCAGAACUCACGCUGAGCUCGAGUGAAACAUUCAAUUCUCUCUUGUAACUUUGAGUGGCAGUAUUUCCAUUGCCGCUUGAUUUGUUUCGAGUGAGAUUUUACUCCGAGAAAUUUGGACAAGCAUGACGAGGCCAGGACGACUUCGAGCGAGUCGUUGAGAUCCGACAAUUCGAUCGCGAUCUCCUGAGUUGAUCGCCGGAUCGUCUCACGCGAGAAGAGGACGUGUCCAGGAGAGAUGUGAUGGCAUCGUAACAUAAUCAACGGGAGAAAACGAGAAAGAGGAGAGAGUGAGAGAGAGAGUGUGUGCAAGAAAAACGCGAGAACGGGGGAGCCAUACCAGUGAAUGUCUUGGCGUAGUGAUAUCUUGAACAAAGACAAUAGUACAUAAGUUUAAUUGCUACGAUGGUUUUUAGUUUUUAGAAUUAAAUAAAGAAUUCUGUCGGCGCGGCGGCUGUGUCGGGAGGGCUGCGCGAGAGAGGAUUCUCCGCAUCGGGCAGGACGGCUGUAUGCGGAUUCGCGCGGACGAUCGAAAGCGCGGAUAGCUCGUAGCUCGACUAAAUGUUCAUACAUAUACAUAUAUUUUUGCAUUUAUUUCCAUUACGAUUAUGAUUAAAACCAUGUACAUAGUGCGAUACGUCUCAAUGUUUCACACGGUCGAGAGAGGGAGAGAGAGAGAGAGUGAGAGAGGGAAGGGAGAGAGCGAGCGAGAGAGAGGGAGGGGGGAGAGAAAAAUUACAAAAAAGAGAAAAAUGCGAAACGAAGUAAUUCAAAUGGAUCAUAUGAGGGUCUCACUUAUACCUAGGCUAUAAACGAAGUAUGCUAGAAGGUAUAACACACGCUGUAUAUCUGAAGAGAAAGAGAAAUAAGACGAAAGAAAAGAGAAAAAUAACAAAAUAACAAAAAGAAAGAAUUAUCCCGGUUAUAUAUUGGACGAGACAACGUCUUUCCGUUCGUCGAAAGCCUAAGUAGUCAGCGUAUAUUUUUGAAAACGACGACGAAACUCGAUGCGUUUGGCCUACUGUAAGAAGAAGGUAUUAUUACGAGGGAGUCAUGUAACGCACGAUACGUCCGCGCCGGCGGUAAAGGGCUGUGACAAUGAAGUGCAGGUCUCAGCAGCAGCUGCGUCGCGUCGUCUUCAUCACGAUCACGAUUUCAAGUGUAGCAUCGCGUCGCCGAUAAACAAUCGUAUAUAAAUAGUGCACUUCGUCGUCGCGAUUAAUUAUAACGACAACUAUGAUUUCUCGCCGCGCUUGUGUGAAAUUCGUUGCUCGCCCCGAGAUCGCAAGGAGGAUAUCCUUUUAUUAACGAUAAAGCUUCCUCCGUGCGUGCGAUCGCUGAGAAAAGCAUAGAGUAAUAAAAACAGGACAAAAACGAAAGUCGGUCGGACGAGCUCUACGGGACCUGCACUUUAGCCUGCGGAUGGAAUUGUUCGUGUAGGAGACAAUUUAUACUUUACCCGGCGGUCACGUGCGUUCCAUGCUCGGGAGAUUGUUUGAAAGUUUUAUGGAUAACGUUUUCCGUAGCGUACGCGUAUUGUUGUUUCAAUUACAGCGAUUAUUUGUUACGGUAGAUUUUACGAAAGCUUAAAGAAGGAAAAGGGAGAAACAGAGAAAUAAAUAAAUAAAAAAGUGAAAGAGAAAGAUAGAGAGGAAGAAAGGAAGAGAGAGAGUGAGAGAGAGAGAAACACAGAGACGUGUAUUGUUAACCGCCGUUGUGUAUGGAGCCGCACAGUUCGGCUUAGACUGAUGAUAAGAAAUUCACGUAUGCUCAAUUAGAGAACAUGUUCGCGCAUAAUUAAGAGUUCUAUUUACAUAUACAUGUUUUAUAUUUGUAAUUAAACAAAUCACAUCUAUACUUAAUAUUACCUGAAGAUUAUUAGAUUUAUGUAAUCUCCAAAGUAUUUGCUCAUCAAAGUGCUAGGCAUGUUAGACGGACCGCUAUUCGUCCAAAAUGGUACCUUGGAGAUGGACAUACCAUCUAAACAGUACGAUAUUUGAUAUUUUACAUAAUAAUAACUCGUAUAAAAUUCCGUUGAUUACUCUAAGACAUAGUCAAUCCUAAUUAUACAAUCAUUAAGGAUAUGGAAGAAGGAAAUCAAUUAAUCGUUUUACAUGUAUAUAUAUACAUACAUAUAUAAAUAUAUACGUAUAUAAUAUGUACAUAGCACUUAGAUAGACACGAAAGGAAAAAAAAAAAGAGAAAGAAUACUUAACGAAUUAUAUCAAACUACGAAGAGAAACACAAAACGAAUCGAGAGCUUUUGUACUAGGUGUAUAUUGGUAUUGUAUUCACUUUGUAUCGUUCUUUUUAUCGGCGAUUAUAUCGAUAAAUAGAAAUUAGCGACAGCGUCAUUGUGUUUUGAAAAAUGUUUGUGAAAAAUCGCGGAGGAAGAGAACGUUCAACGACACAUGGGUCUCGGGAGGCGAAUCGAGGAAGCAUCGAAGGGAGUAAUAGGCAAAAAAAAGAAAAAAAUAAGGAAAGAAACGAUAGGAUAUCAGGAUUAAAAAAGGAGCGCUGAGAGGGCGCGACGCCGCGAAAUUAUCCGUUCCAAAAUUGAUAUCGCCAGUGUUCCACAUCGCGUCUUCGCGUCGCACGAUUUUUCAUACGAUCCCCCUCCCGCGAGGGAUCCUUUUUACGUGACCAGGCUUCUACUUUUUCACGCGUAGGGACAUAAUUUUUAACCCCUUUGUGCCGUGAGCGUUGCGCCAAUUACGAAAGUAUGUUGUACUCCUCCCCUUUCGAAGGUACGUAACUAUAUUACGCCGCGACUGGUCUAAAUGUUGCUUCCGUUUUAUGUGCCAAUCGAUUGAUGUUCUUCGACGUGUGUAAAAUACCGUACGAUGUUAAACAAAGAACAUAGAGCAAAGAAAAAAACGAAGAGAGAGAGUGUGGAGAAUCGAGACGAAGAACCCGACGUCGGCCGACGACCGUUCGAGAUUUCAACGGAAAUUUUCUACGAAGCGCGGCCGGCGCUGUUUUCCCGAGUACAACAGAUACAUCAAAUGAGAAGAAGAAGAAGAAAGAAAGAACGUAAGAAGACGAAGACGUGGAAGAGGAAGAAGAAGGAGAAGAUAAGGCAGAAAGGAGACAAACGUGAAUUAAAGCGAAAAAAGGAAAAGCUCUCUGAUCGGAUACGGUGUAACAUAAUUGAAUGCCCAUGAUUACUGAUUAAUGUACAUAUACAUAGUAUUUUUACAUUCUAAUUCUAAAUUACAUUUCCAAUUCUAAAUGGUAUACACACACAUACGCACACACUCAUUCACUAAUACAACGCGCAUAUAGACACAAACACACACACACACACACACCCACGCUAUAUACUUGCGUACACAUACAAAUACACACUCUGUGAGCUUCGCUUUGUCGUCUGUGUAUCGAUCGCGACGUCGUUCAGUCCCGUCAUCGGUCCCGUCGAACGUGUAUCUCGUACAAAAGUGCAUUUACACGAAGCAGCGGUUAUUGCUCAGCAGCAUCCUCUUCUCUGUUAACUCCCCAUACCAUGUAUAUCCGCAAACAUACAAACACACAUAUAUACCUGCAUACAUACACACACAAUAUACGAGCACGCUGCUGUACAACAUUCAACAAAUACAUGCCUUGUGCCUUCGCCGCACCACGUUACUUAAACCGUAAUAAUGUAAGAGGAAACAAAGAGACGAGAAAUGGAGAGACUUGUUAACUGUUUACGCGCAACGCACUUUGCGACUGUUUUGAGACGCACUCGUGCGAUUUAUUAUCGGAACUGUGCUCGUCGCAAAAAUUGCCUGAUGGAUGAGCGUCGAUGUCAUCUUGACGAACGCUCUCGAAAUACACGAAACACCAAUCAAGUUAAACACCACCGCGCGCAUUUACUUUUUUUUUCUUUCAUUAGAAAGAACAGGUCUUGUUUUCUUUUUAACGCGAUCUCACUCGCAUGUCGCGAUUAUCGUAGCACCGUUAGCGCGGGAUCUCGCAGAAAUUGAACGGCGUGAUUCCUUUCUCACAACAACUGCCAAUAUUUUGUAAUUCGAUUCGAACGAGAUGUAAAUGGGGUUUAAUACGUGAAUACAUAAAGGCGGAGCGAAGCUCACAACACGCUAGUCCUUAAUUUAAAACCAAAGUAAAGCAACAUUGUGUAGCAUUUAAGAAUCUCUAUUACGUAUACACACCUGUGUGUCUAUACAGACAUAAUUAUAAUUAACGAUUCAAUCAUUGUAAUUAGGUAAACGACUAACCGAUAAGCAAAUAGGUAAAAAUAAGCCACUCAUUACGUGUAUCAUCUUAUUUUCUCCCCCAUUCAUAAUUUUUCACUACACAAUUAACAACAUUUUAUCUAGGAGCCUUUCGUCAAGCUAGGAUUAUUCUGUAUCUGUAUUCUGUAUAUUGUUUUCUAUUGCGACUAUUAAAACUGAUUGUCAACUUAUAAA